This is a messenger RNA of Entrophospora candida, 740 nucleotides long. Lineage: Eukaryota; Fungi; Glomeromycota; Glomeromycetes; Entrophosporales; Entrophosporaceae. The record is from the annotation of a GenBank genome assembly.
AUUUAAACAAGUAUUAAAAAAAUUUCAAGAAAAGAUUCUUAAACAAUAUCCAAGUCUGGCAUGUGUAUAUUGUGCUAGAUUAUUAUAUCCAGAGAAAGCAAAAUGGAUUGUUUAUAAUCAAGAAAUAAAAUAUCCAAUUGAAGAGGCUUUUGAUAAUUUUCAUUUGGAGUUUCGUCUAAAUACAAAACCAAAAGAAGUUCCCAUAUGUAAAUCUUGCCAUAGUCAAAAAAAUCACAAAAAUAUACCUCAUCUUUGUCCAAUUCCUACUGAAAUUGAACUGGUUCCUUUACAUAAACGAAAAUAUCUUUCACCAGCAUAUAUUCAUUGUUCUUUAGGAAGAACCCCAGGAAGCAAUCCUUUUUCAGAAUAUAGAAACUUAGUUGGGGCUAUGGGUUAUUCAUGCAACAUACGUGCAUUAUCAUUAUAUACAGGGACAGUUGGAGCAUUUCUAGAACCUUCCAAUAAUAAUCAUGUUUCUAAUGAAUUGAUCUUUGAUGAAAACUUAAAGAGUGCAGCAGAUUGGUUAGCUGAAAAAAAUCCUUAUAUAAAAAGCUUUUCAAGACAAGCAAAACAAGCUUUAACUCUGACACAAAAUACUAUAAAUGAAACAUUCCCAACAGCUACUCAUGUUUCUGAUGAUGAAUUGGCUCCUUCAUAUUUGUCAAGAGACAUAAUUAUUCAGAAUUAUAAUUUUCCAGAUGAAGUUCAUAAUGAGGAUUUUCAUUAUGAUAAACUAAUAA